This is a messenger RNA of Triticum aestivum (bread wheat), 2082 nucleotides long. RefSeq lists its product as uncharacterized. NCBI's taxonomy places the organism in Eukaryota, Viridiplantae, Streptophyta, Magnoliopsida, Poales, Poaceae. The transcript has 2 exons. Bases 727 to 1329 code for a protein of 200 amino acids. The record is from RefSeq and is a predicted model, not a curated record.
AAAUCUCGAUAUCGUGCUCGUGUGAUUGCUUGGUCCUCAGAUGAUCAACGGUAUGCCUCGGAUUUAUUCUAACAGCAGCUGACUCAUCGUCGGUGCUUGCCGUCGUCGUGGCAGAAAAGCCGUCGGCCCGCCUAGCAACAAGUAGCAGCAGACAGCCAGCUUGCCUAGCUCGUCGUCUCGUGGCCGCUGCAACACCCGGACGGCCUCGCAUCCUGCAGCGCGGCCAGGUCCGUCCAGCGGCACACCUCCAUGGAGAGAGAGAGAGAGAGAGAGAGAGAGAGACGUGAGGGAUUGGGGAAAGCAGCGCCAAGGUCAUGUGUGUGUGUAAAGAUAACGCGAAGUGGUUUCCAGACUUGGCCUGCAGGGCCCAUAGGACGCGUGAAAGACGGCGGAUGUGUAGCUGUUUUUCGGCCGGCUGAUUCACAGCGUUUCCCAUAUAAUAAAGCACCAGAAAGUUGUAACACCUGAAACCAGAAAAACAUUGCCAAAGUCAUAUAUGCAUCAGCAUCGAUCUGUGCAUGUUAUGGUAUAGAUGGUCUGCUUAGGACUAGGUAUGGUAGUUUGCUGGCAUUAUAUAUCUACUAGUAAAGUAUAUUCCGGAUCGGAUGGGAACAUGUCUCAUCGAAUAAACGGGGGCCGUAAGAAAACGUUGUAAAAGAAGAGGGAGGCCCGGCGGAAACGAACCAAGUAAACCCUAAAACUAAACUUCACUCGAAUCGAAGAGGGAUGGAGAGUGGCGGCAGCCCCUCGCGCACAACCGGCGGCGCGGUCACCCCGACGAGCGGCUGGAUGGGAGCGACGGCGGAGAGCGGUAGCUCCUCCACGCGCACAGCCGAUCGCACGGUGAUCCGGAUGGGCCCCGUGCCGCCCCUUCCCGUCGUGCCUUCGCGGAAGAGAAUCUUGGACCGCUCCCACCGCCCCGACGGCGGCGUGACAAUCAAGCCGCUCCUGGCGGACAGCAAGCAUCGUGAUGGAUCCAUCCUGCGUGAAUCAUGUUCGUGGCAUAAAAUGUAUCGUAUGAACAUCACGGACGAGACUUCUGUGGAGCCAAUGAUGAUGUCAAAGAAACCCAACUGCCAGCCGUACUCGCGGGACUGUCAGAUGCAUGGAUAUUGUAAUAUGAUGCAGAUAUACUGGCUGAAGCUAGCAUAUAUUUCUGUUGAUUCCUUCUAUGGCCCAGUUCAGGUGUAUGGAUUCUUGGCUGCCCGAGACAUCCUGAACCCAAGGCGUAAUUACCUGUUCAACCGCGGCAGAGAUGAUCCAUUGGAAAUAGUUCAGGAUGAUGAUUGGUUGAACAAAUGUCUGGCCCCAAGAGAGGCAUUGAAAUGACAUCUCCUGUGCUGGUUGAGUUCGACAUGAGGAUCAAGAUUGGAGAAAGAGAAGAAGAUGACCUACAGCUCAUUGACGGGGCCGUCAGCUUCAGCGACAUGGACCCGCCGAUCAACAUGGCCUUCACACGACGGCUCUGUGGUGAGGGCGGGGCGGUGGACAUAAAUCUAGCACAUAUGUAUGAAGCAGCAGAGGCCACAAUACAGGUUCGGAUAUCAGAAGCAUGCGACAGUGGCUUGAGCUUGUGCCUGACGGCUUCUGGCAGCGCAUUACAACAUCAGGCCCGUCUCUUCGAUGGCAUUGUGGGCGAAACACCAUGUGACCUAGGCAAGUUUGUGUUCGCUGUGAUGAGCCUCACCAAAUUGGUUGUAUUAUUGAAGGUUGGCCGCGGCGGUGGCUCGGAUUGUGUUUAUCGUUCUCAUCUCUUUGAUGUUCAGAAGCAUGGAGAUUCGACCGUGAGUUUCAAGAUUCCCGACAUGGUCACUAUAGAGGUGAAGGUGACUUGGUCAACUUUGGACAUCCCUGACAGUGCACUAGAAGAAGACAAUCGCUACAACUAGAGGAAGGAACUUAGAAGUGAUGAUGAUGACGACGACUAUGAGUAUGAUUGGAAUGAUUAUUAGCCAACAGUUUUGUGUCCUGGCUAUAUGUAUAAACUUGCUCUCUUUAUGGCUAGAUUUCUUGUUGGGCACUUUGGAAAUGUCGGGAUGUUGUUGUUGUGUAUGUGGAAUUAUCUCUGUGUGUUGUCUUGUA